AUGACAGCAGUUUUGGAUCCCUUCAAGCCAUUCUCUGCAGAGCUGCAUGUCAUCAGACGGCUGAGCUCCAGUCUGUACAGGGCUGGAGGUGGAGAAGAUGGACAGGAAUCUGGACGUGUAAACUCUCCUUUUGCUAGAAGUCAGCCUUCGGCUGAGCGUGUCAACCUGGCUCCUUUACGAGACGACGUUCCCUUGCUGGAUCCUUGCUGUGGCCAGCUAAGUGCUGGAGCGGAGGUAGUCUUAGGGGUCAAAGGUCGACAGAAAUUCAUAGAUUUUCAGCAUGUGGCCUCUGCUCUGUGGGUGCCUCCAGGUUUCAGAGAGCGGCCACACACUGCCCCAAACUCCUCUGUUAUUUGUGUAGACCUGAGGGAAGAUAAGGAUUGGAACUCCAGGAGGAUCCCUGAUGCAGUUUUGAGAGCAACGCUCAGUGGUUCAACCAAUCCUGUUAAAGUUCAACGACAUUCAGCAAGGACGUCAACUAAAGCAACAUCACACAGCAGAUUCACUGAUAAACACGCUGCACCUCAGGAUGGCCUCUCUUCUGAUUUGAGACUGUGGACAGACGACUCACCAGCAGCUCGGCGCUUCAGAUACACUUCUGCAACACAGAGGAGUUAUGAGGAAGUUGGCUGGGAUACUAAGUUACCCUGGCGCUUGAAGGCACCGGAAACAACCCUGGAGAAUAUUGUGGACCCAGUGAGUGAGCGUCCCUCAUCAAGGCGCUACAAUAGUCGACCUCAGCUGUGGCAGUCUAUUGGAGCUGAGUGGAACAGGCAGCAGCUUCGACGGAGGAAUGAUGCCAGGAAACCCAUAUCAUUCUGCAGCGGAUGUCCGAGGUCAGGUCAAAUCCCUUCGUACACAGGUACGAUUGGCUCUGAGAACAUGGAUAACAUCGACAACAUGGAUGAAGACUUUCACCCGCUGACCCUGAGGAGGAGCGUCGUGCCCCAGUACGUGCCUACAGCACGCCGAACCACCAUCCCUGGAUAUACAGGCAGGGCUGCUUAUGCUAACUGUGCUGCUGAUGCUGCAGUCUCUGUCCCAGCUGUCUCCAGUGCUGCACGCUCCUCUGGGUGA
Epinephelus lanceolatus (giant grouper) is the source of this 1077-nucleotide messenger RNA. It is a transcript of the gene spmip7, whose product is annotated as sperm microtubule inner protein 7. The record is from RefSeq and is a predicted model, not a curated record. Lineage: Eukaryota; Metazoa; Chordata; Actinopteri; Perciformes; Serranidae.